Messenger RNA from Lontra canadensis (Northern American river otter), 3670 nucleotides. It is a transcript of the gene PWWP2A, whose product is annotated as PWWP domain containing 2A. The record is from RefSeq and is a predicted model, not a curated record. Bases 73 to 2409 code for a protein of 778 amino acids. Lineage: Eukaryota; Metazoa; Chordata; Mammalia; Carnivora; Mustelidae. Gene Ontology annotation, molecular function: histone binding; chromatin binding. The transcript has 4 exons. Gene Ontology annotation, cellular component: nucleus.
GGCCCAGGGAACCAAGCAGCGUUGCCGCUGCUGCUGCACCCCGAGCUGGAGGAGGGAGAAGCCAGGAAGAAAAUGGCGGCCGUAGCUGCAGAGGCGGCAGCGACUGCAGCGUCCCCCGGGGAGGGGGGCGCCGGCGAGGCCGAGCCGGAGAUGGAGCCCAUCCCCGGCAGCGAGGCCGGCACUGACCCCCUCCCGGUCACCGCAACGGAAGCAUCUGUGCCGGACGGCGAGGCCGACGGGCAGCAGUCUUCUCCUCAGGCCGACGAGCCGCCGCUCCCGCCGCCACCGCCGCCGCCUGGGGAGCUCGCCCGCAGCCCGGAGGCGGCGGGGCCGGAGCUGGAGGCUGAGGAGAAGCUGCCUGCCCGGGUGGCGGAGCCGGCGGCAGCCGCGCCUCAGGAAAGACCCGACCUUCCACCUUCCCCUGCACCGCCGCCCGAGCAGCCCCCAGCUCCCGAGGAGCGCCAGGAAUCGCCGCUGCCCCAGCCCGCAGCCCCGGCGCUCGUGCCGCCGGCGGGUGGGGACUCCGCGGUGUCGCAGCUGAUUCCCGGCUCCGAGGUGCGGGUCACGCUGGACCACAUCAUUGAGGACGCGCUCGUCGUGUCGUUCCGUCUAGGGGAGAAGCUCUUCUCCGGGGUCCUUAUGGAUCUGUCCAAAAGAUAUGAAGUGCAGAGACUCCCAUUCACGGCUCUCCAUUCUGUUUCCUGCAACAGCACACACUCUGAUGGGUUUGGGCCCCAUGGGAUCCCUGUGACAGUGUUUCCCAAAAGGGAAUAUAAGGAGAAACCUGAAGCCAUGCAGCUCCAAAGUAAUACAUUCCAAGAAGGGACAGAAGUCAAGCGUGAAGUGAAUGGUGCUGUUCCCGAUGACCCUUCUCCCAACUCGCCUCCCGAGCCAGGCUUGGCUGAAAGCCUGUGGACUUCCAAACCACCGCCUCUCUUCCAUGAAGGAGCACCUUACCCUCCCCCUUUGUUUAUCAGGGACACCUAUAACCAGUCAAUACCUCAGCCACCGCCUCGGAAAAUUAAGCGACCCAAACGAAAAAUGUACAGGGAAGAACCUACUUCAAUAAUGAAUGCUAUUAAACUGCGACCCAGGCAAGUCCUGUGUGACAAGUGUAAAACCAGUGUUGUUGCAGAGAAAAAGGAAAUUAGAAAAGGUAGUAGUGCAAGUGACUCUUCUAAAUAUGAAGAUAAAAAACGGAGAAACGAAAGUGUAACUACUGUGAACAAAAAACUGAAAACUGACCAUAAAGUGGAUGGGAAAAACCAAAAUGAAAGCCAGAAAAGAAAUGCUGUGGUGAAGGUUUCCAAUAUUGCUCACAGCAGAGGCAGAGUAGUCAAAGUUUCUGCUCAGGCAAAUACAUCGAAAGCUCAGUUAAGUACUAAAAAAGUGCUCCAGAGUAAGAACAUGGAUCAUGCAAAAGCUCGGGAAGUGUUGAAAAUUGCCAAAGAAAAGGCACAAAAGAAGCAAAGUGAAACCUCUGCAUCCAAAAAUGCACAUUCAAAAGUCCAUUUCACACGUCGCUAUCAGAGUCCUAGCUCAGGUUCCCUUCCACCCCGGGUUCGUUUAAAACCACAAAGGUACAGGAAUGAAGAAAAUGACUCUUCUUUGAAGACGGGACUUGAGAAAAUGCGGAGUGGCAAGAUGGCACCCAAGCCCCAGUCUCGCUGCACCUCUACCCGCUCAGCAGGUGAGGCCCCUUCAGAAAAUCAGAGUCCCUCAAAAGGCCCUGAAGAGGCCAGCAGUGAGGUUCAGGACACAAAUGAAGUGCUUGUGCCUGGUGAGCAGGAUGAACCACAGACACUGGGCAAAAAGGGCAGCAAAAGCAAUCUCUCUGUUUACAUGACCCUAAAUCAAAAGAAAUCUGACUCUUCCAGUGCUUCCGUGUGUAGCAUUGAUAGCACAGAUGAUUUGAAAUCCUCCAACUCUGAGUGUAGUUCUUCUGAAAGCUUUGAUUUUCCUCCAGGCAGUAUGCAUGCACCUUCCACCUCCUCCACUUCCUCCUCUUCAAAGGAAGAGAAAAAGCUCAGUAAUUCCUUGAAAAUGAAAGUCUUUUCCAAAAACGUCUCUAAAUGCGUCACACCAGAUGGCAGGACCAUAUGUGUAGGGGACAUUGUUUGGGCCAAGAUCUAUGGCUUCCCUUGGUGGCCAGCCCGUAUUCUUACUAUAACUGUGAGCCGGAAAGAUAACGGCCUUUUAGUCCGACAGGAGGCCCGUAUUUCAUGGUUUGGGUCUCCAACAACCUCUUUUCUUGCUCUUUCGCAACUCUCCCCCUUUUUAGAAAACUUCCAGUCACGCUUUAAUAAGAAGAGAAAGGGCCUGUAUCGCAAGGCUAUCACAGAGGCGGCUAAGGCUGCCAAGCAGCUGACCCCUGAAGUGCGGGCUCUGUUGACACAGUUUGAAACGUGAACAUGGACAGUAAGCACAAAGACAUUAGCAGGAUGCUGGUUUCAUGGACCGGUCCCAUAAUGACACCACACCAGAGCAUCAGGACUGAAUGACAUUGGAGACUCAGAUUUUUAAAGCUGCACUAAGAAGUUAAUGUUAAGGCAGUGGUUAAAACCAACAGUCUAUAAAGGGGCACUUGCAAAUUUUGCUAUAUGAAACCGAAGAAAAGGUAUUAGGGGAAUAUUUUAUAAAAAAACUAUUGCAAUAAGUUAUGCAUGAGAGGAGGAAAAAAGUGAUACGAAACACACAGAGAACUCACUUGAAUCUUACUUAUCAAGAAUCACUGACCGUAACUUUUUCUGAAUGUGAAGUUCUUUUCAGUACAGUUUAGACAGGCCUAAAAGGCAUGGGAUGAUGACAGAGAUGAUGAAUUAUUUUUUAAACUAAAAUUUUGUGCUUUCUCCAAGGUUUUGUUAAUCCAUUUAGAUACGAGCAAAGGCAUUUCUAAGAUGGCUCUCCUGUGAACGCAGCAAGUGUCACAGCUGCCAGGCGAGGCCAAGGUCUCCUUCAGGGUACCAGUGGAAACAACAGGAAAGAUUUUCUAACAUCCUAUUAAAGGAUGGCGAAGUGCCCUGCCCCACCCCGCAGAGAAUUUGGAUCUUUUCUUUCUUCAAUAAAACAGGGCUGUAUUAUCUUGAAUAUACGUUUGCUUGUUAGAACAUAUUAAGAUGUAUUUAUUUGCCACCAGUAUUUAACAUUUUGUGCACAUUUUCAUAACUGCAUUCUUACCUUUUAAAUUCUGACUCAAAGUGGAUAGGCUAGUGUUGACCUUAGAGUGAAAAUAUGUACUCUAAGAGCUAGUUCUUAAUUCUACUGUGGUGGAAAGGCUUUUUUCCUGAAUUUUGAUGUGGACCUCUCUCAUGGAGAGCCCUUCCUUCCAACUGCAAGAUAUCCUCCCAGGUGUCAGGUGGGACUUGACCCUGGGAACAAGCAGUAGGAACAGACCCAUAAAGAGCUUUCAUGCAUGGAACAUGAAUUCUUAUUAAUGGAGACCAUAAUGUUUUUCUUGUCUUUGGAAAAUACAUAUUAUGAAAAACCUUAAUUUUUCUUUUUAAUGAAUGGAAAAACUUUCAUGAGGAAAACAGAUGGACCUAUUAGUACUACAUUUUUAAGGCAUUUUAUAUUUGAUGGUGCAGUACUUUUAAUAAAACUGAAGUUUUUUAGUGGCAAUACGGAUUUAUUUUUUAAACCAGAAAGAUAGACCAUAUUGACUACUUAAUAC